Messenger RNA from Brachypodium distachyon (stiff brome), 1050 nucleotides. RefSeq lists its product as uncharacterized. Bases 1 to 1050 code for a protein of 349 amino acids. The transcript has 4 exons. Lineage: Eukaryota; Viridiplantae; Streptophyta; Magnoliopsida; Poales; Poaceae. The record is from RefSeq and is a predicted model, not a curated record.
AUGUUAGGAGCUAUCCUUUCCCUAUCUCGUGAAUUCAUCAAGUUGCCGGACCCUGCUACUGAACUACCCCAGGACAAUGUUUGGAAGUGGUUCCCAGAUGGGCUUGGAGCUUUAGAUGGCACACAUGUCAGGGUCCGUGUUGCAGCUCGCAAGCUAGCUAGAUAUGAAGGUUCAGCAUCAGAUUCACGAGUGUUGCGAGAUGCAAUGUUAAGGCAAGAUGCUUUUAAAGUUCCAAGUGGUAUGGAGUCUAGGAAAAAAGGAGGUACAGGCUACCUAACUUGGUCGGAUUCAAUGGACAAAGCUUUGUUGGAUGUCUUUGUUGAACGUUACAACAAGGGAGAUCGUGCUCAGAAUGGAUGGAAACCUCGUGUGUACAUAGCUGCUGUCAAGAAUGUGAGAGAGAAGUGUGAAAUGGAAAUUACGAUGGAGAAUAUUAUAUCAAGGAGCAAAACUUUUGAUAAGUACCAUGCUAUCAUAAGCAAAAUGCUCUCUCAGAGUGGUUUUGGUUGGGACUGGGAUAACAACAAGAUCUCUGUUGACAGUGAUGAUGUAUGGAAUACUUAUGUCCACGCAAACAAAGAUGCAACUUCAUAUCGACACAAGACUAUUAAGUUUUGGGACAUGAUUAGCUUAGUCUACUCGAAGGAUCGUGCUAACGGAGCUGGAGCUAGGACUGCGGCUGAAAGUGCAGCAGAAAUGGCUGCAGAGAAUGGUAACAACAGCAAGGACACUGACGCUACCUCAUCCACUCAAGUCGAUGGAGAUCGAAAGAAGAAAAGGUAUAGAUCAGAUGACUCUAUUGCUUCCAUGCUUGGUGAGAAACUGGACAACUUCACUGCUGCUUUUCAAGCUGAUGUGUGCGAGCCCCCUCCAAAACCUGCAUCCCCUGAAGAAAUCUUAGCUGCUCUUGAUGCAAUACCAGGAUUGGGUGAGGAUGAUGUGCUAGCAGCUUACGAAAUUCUUGUUUCCAAUGACCACAAGUUCAAGUCCCUUCAAGCCUUGCCUGGUGGAAUGAAAAAGAAGUGGAUCUUGAAGCAAGUCAAUCCGUAA